This is a messenger RNA of Echinops telfairi (small Madagascar hedgehog), 1508 nucleotides long. Its product is annotated as butyrophilin subfamily 1 member A1-like. NCBI's taxonomy places the organism in Eukaryota, Metazoa, Chordata, Mammalia, Afrosoricida, Tenrecidae. The record is from RefSeq and is a predicted model, not a curated record. The transcript is spliced from 10 exons. Gene Ontology annotation, molecular function: protein binding. The coding region runs from base 130 to 804 and encodes 224 amino acids.
GUGCUGGGCCUCCUCUUCAUUGUAGUCAGCUGCCUUCUAUGGAGAGAACGUACAGACAAACAGAAGUGGAAAAAGGAAGCUGGUUCAAGGAGCGCAGAGAUCAAUUCACUGAAAGAGGAUAAUUAUUCAAUGAAAAGAGAUAAGAGUUCACUGAAAGAAGAGAACCAGAAAUUGAGAGAAGAAAUUGAGGAAAGGAAGACUAAAUUCCUGAAUAACUGGCAGAAUGCUUUCUUGUAUCCUGACUGGAGGAAAGAAAUUUUUCAGCCAGGGGAGGUGCUUCUGGAUGCAGACACAGCCCACUGUAACCUCAUCUUGUCUGAGGACAGAAGAUGUGUCACCUGGGGAGAGAACCCUCAAGAACUACCUGAUAAUCCACAGAGAUUUCAUUCCCUUCCCUGUGUGUUGGGUCAACAGCACUUCACCUCAGGGAGGCACUACUGGGAGGUGGAGGUUGAUGAGAGUCGAGCCUGGGACCUGGGGCUUUGUAGGGAUAAAAUAAUGAGACAGGGCAGGGUUGUCAUUAAACCCGAGGAUGGUUUUUGGGUCAUCAGGUUUUAUAAGGAUGAGUACUGGGCACUCACCGCUCCAGAAACAAAGCUUACUCUAAGAAACCGUACUACCAGGGUGUGCAUUUUCCUAGAAUAUGAGCGUGGAUGUAUCUCAUUCUACGAUAUGACAGAUCAUUCCCACAUUCACACCUUUUCUCAGUGUUCCUUCUCUGGAUCUCUAAGACCGCUCUUCAGGCUUUGGUCCAGUGAUUCAGGGCAGCUGAGAAUCUGUCCAGUGCACAUCAACACAAAUUGAUGAUCUCCCUGACCAGCUGCCCAUCCUUGUGUAUGGGGACAUUUACAGCACUGGCUAGUUAAUGAAUAGUGAAACUUGUAGUGAUGAUGUUAAUCUUCUUACAUCAGAAGCAAAUUAUUUGCCUUAUCAUUGUAUUUUUGUAUCAUUUUAUCUUCUUCAUCCUUUGCUCCCACAAUUAAUGUGUACUGUGUAAAAGUAAGCACUACUUAUGUCAUAUUUAGUUGCUUAAUGUUCACAUAAACAUCAAUAUCUACCAGAGAAAAACGAGGUUUUCUGUUCCUGUAAAGAUGUACAGCUUUGAAAUCCCAGGAGCGGUCUACUCUUCAAUAUAAUGUCAUUCUGAAUCAGAAUUAAUUGAUGGCAGUGGGUUUCAUUUUAAUUGCUUUCAAAUUUAUAUAUAAGUAGAUAAUGCAUUCAUAUCUGUUAAAACAUUUAUAGCAAACUCAUGGUAAAAACAUGUGAUAUACUAGAGUUUAUGAUUGCAUGAGGGUGCUGAAAUUUCUUGAAUAUGGAGCCCUAGUAGGUGUUGGGUAAGUGUCUGCCUGACAAUCACAAGGUUGGGGCAAACUUACCAGCCACUCAUCAGGGAAAACAUGAAGCUGUAUGUUCUGGUAAAUAUUUUUAGCCUUGGAAUCCCUAUUUAGGGUCUAUGAGAUAGUAUUGAAUCCAUGGAAGUGAUUUUUUUGGGGAUGGAGCAUGCUAGU